Messenger RNA from Myxocyprinus asiaticus (Chinese sucker), 7158 nucleotides. Its product is annotated as receptor tyrosine-protein kinase erbB-3-like. Gene Ontology annotation, molecular function: protein tyrosine kinase activity; ATP binding; neuregulin binding. The record is from RefSeq and is a predicted model, not a curated record. Gene Ontology annotation, cellular component: basal plasma membrane; signaling receptor complex. Gene Ontology annotation, biological process: protein phosphorylation; multicellular organism development; positive regulation of kinase activity. The transcript has 28 exons. Lineage: Eukaryota; Metazoa; Chordata; Actinopteri; Cypriniformes; Catostomidae. The coding region runs from base 403 to 4746 and encodes 1447 amino acids.
ACGAGCCUGCGUCAUACUUUCAACUUAUUUUCCUUCUUACUAUCCCAAUGUAAUCUCAGCCUCGUAAAUAUUAAAUUAUCCGUUGACCAGAAGGCGGAAAAUGAAAUGGGAGUGCUACUGCAACGCGGAAUUUUCUGAUUAUUCUCACACCGGCACGCGGAUAAUUUGACUGGGACCGGACCACCAGGGAUUAUUCUCAAGGGACUGGAGCCGAAAGAAUCAAGUAGAGGAGUUUUAUGAACAUUUUUCGUUUGCCAAUAUUUAAUUUUAAACAUUUUCCACUGGAGUAUUAUCUACACGCUGUCCAUUCUCCAUCAGGGAGGAAUUUGUUUCUGGGUUUUAUGCAGCGCGCGGUAUGUGUGCUCGUGUCACCUCGAGACAAUCCUUCACUCACGAGUCAAGAUGAUGAAGCAGCAGGUGCUCGCGCUCAGCGCGGUUAUAUUUCUCGGUCUACCUCAACCAGCCACUUUACAAACACAAGAAGUUUGCACUGGCACUAAGAAUGCACUGAGCUCCACAGGCACUCCUGCACAACACUACAAUAACCUGAAGGAGCGCUACACCGGAUGUGAGAUUGUCAUGGGCAACCUUGAGAUCACACAGAUGGAGAUGAACCUGGAUUUCUCCUUUCUUGGAAGCAUCAGAGAGGUGACAGGCUACAUCCUCAUUGCUAUGAACCAGUUCGACAGGCUGCCUCUGGACCAGCUCAGAGUGAUUCGUGGAAGCAGUCUUUAUGAGAAGGAAUGGGCCCUUUCAGUCUUCCAUAACUUCGAAGGCCAAUAUGGCUUGGAGGAUCUGGGCCUCACCAAUCUCACAGAGAUCUUGGAAGGGGGGGUACAGAUCGUCCAGAACAGGAACCUAAGUUAUGCUCCCUGGAUCAACUGGCUGGACAUUGUCAGAGACAGUAGUGCUCGCAUUGAGAUCCAGAACAAUGGAGACAGAGGUUUCUGUUACGCUGCAUGUGAAGGGUUCUGCUGGGGUCCAAGCAAAGAUCAGUGCCAGAAAUUGACAAAAACAGUGUGUGCGCCCCAGUGCCAUGGCCACUGUUUUGGGACCAAUCCCAAUGAGUGCUGCCACACGGAGUGUGCUGGAGGCUGCAUUGGACCAAGGGACACUGACUGCUUUGCCUGUCGGCAUGUCAAUCACUCAGGUGCCUGUGUCCCUCACUGCCCUUGGCCUCUUGUGUAUAACCAACAGACCUAUCAGCUGGAGCCCAACUCUGAAGCCAAGUAUCAGUUUGGUUCAAUCUGUGUAACCAAAUGUCCUGCACACUUUGUUGUGGAUGGCAGUGCAUGUGUGAGCAGCUGCCCUCCUGGUAAAAUGGAAAAAGAGAAAAAUGGGAAUAAACAGUGUGAGCCUUGCAUUGGCCUCUGUCCCAAAGUAUGUGAGGGCACUGGUGCCAAUCACAGACAGACUGUGGACUCCAGUAACAUAGAGAGCUUUAUCAACUGUACCAAGAUACAAGGAAGUCUACAUUUUAUGAUCUUAGGUAUCAAAGGAGACGUCUAUCAUAACAUACCACCUUUGGAGCCUGAAAAACUCAAGGUGUUUACCACUGUCAGAGAAAUUACUGGAAUUUUGAAUAUUCAGUCUUGGCCCGAUGAGCUCAGCGACCUAUCUGUUUUCUCCAGUCUCACAACCAUUCAGGGAAGAUCUCUGCACAAGCCCUUCUCUUUGUUGGUGAUGAAGAUUCCCUUGCUUACAUCACUGGGACUGAGUUCCUUGCGUGAGAUCAGUGAUGGCAGUGUAUACAUCAGUAACAACAUAAACCUGUGUUAUCACCACACCAUCGAAUGGAGCCACAUCUUCACCGGUAGCCGCCGGCAGCGCAGACGAAACAACAACGACAUCAAAGAUAACAAACCCCAGAGCCAGUGUGAGGCAGAGGGCCAUAUAUGUGACCCAUUGUGUUCAGAUGCAGGAUGCUGGGGGCCUGGUCCAGAACAGUGUUUAUCAUGCAGGAAUCAUAGUCGACACGGCACCUGUGUGUCCCACUGCAACCUCUUCUCCAGCGAGCUACGGGAAUUUUCAGCACCAAACGGAGAGUGCCUUGCUUGUCACCCUGAGUGUCGACCUCAAAAUGGGAGACAAACAUGCCAAGGAGAAGGUGCUGAUCAGUGUGUGGCUUGUUUAAACUUGAUGGAUGGUCCCCACUGUGUUUCCACCUGUCCUAAUGGAGUUAAUGGAGAAAAGGGUCAGACAAUAUUUAAAUACCCUAAUGCAGUAGGUCACUGUGAGCCCUGUCACCACAACUGCUCGAGAGGAUGCACAGGCCCAGCACUCAAUGACUGUGUAGAUACAGACAGACUUGUGAACAGCUCUCAUAUUGCAGGCAUAGCAGUUGCUGUAUUUGCUGGUAUCAUUGUGCUCCUAGCUGUGUUUGUGCUUGGUGUGCUGUAUCACAGAGGCCUGGCAAUCCGCCACAAAAGAGCACUAAGGAGGUACCUGGAGAGUGGUGAGAGCAUGGAGCCGCUGGAUCCAGGAGAGAAAGGGACAAAAGUUCACGCUCGCAUUCUAAAAGCACAAGAUCUGCGAAAGGGCAAGCUUCUGGGCUACGGAGUCUUUGGCACUGUGAAUAAGGGUUUUUGGAUUCCUGAAGGAGACUCUUUAAAAAUCCCUGUGGCUAUAAAGACAAUCCAAGACCACAGUGGUCGGCAGACCUUCACAGAGAUUACUGAUCACAUGCUUGCAAUGGGAAGCCUGGACCACCCUUAUAUAGUGCGUCUCCUUGGGAUCUGUCCAGGGACAAGCCUCCAGCUGGUUACCCAGAUCAGCCCUAACGGAUGCUUGCUGCAGCACCUUCGCCAACACAAAGACAACCUGGACCCCCAGCGUCUGCUCAACUGGUGUGUGCAGAUCGCUAAGGGCAUGUAUUAUCUUGAGGAGCACUGCAUGGUUCAUAGGAAUCUUGCGGCACGAAACGUGCUCCUGAAGAGUGACUACAUUGUGCAGAUCUCAGACUUUGGGGUUGCAGACCUGCUCUAUCCAGAUGAUAAGAAAUAUGUGUACAGUGAACACAAGAUGCCAAUAAAAUGGAUGGCAUUAGAGAGUAUCCUCUUCAGGAGAUAUACACAUCAGAGUGACGUGUGGAGCUAUGGGGUGACAGUAUGGGAAAUGAUGUCACAUGGAGCUGAGCCAUAUACAGCCAUGCAUCCACAUGAUGUGCCGAGUUUACUGGAGAAAGGAGAGCGAUUGGCUCAACCACAGAUAUGCACAAUAGAUGUCUACAUGGUCAUGGUCAAGUGCUGGAUGAUUGAUGAGAAUGUAAGGCCUACAUUUAAAGAACUGGCUAGUGAAUUUACACGUAUGGCAAGGGAUCCACCUCGGUAUCUUGUAGUGAUGCCUUCUCAGAAUAGUAGUGGCGCCAAUGAAAGCCACCAACGGUACGUUAAAGUGCCUCAUUUAGAGGCAGGCAUGGAAGAUGAUGAUGACGAGGUUUUGGAGGAGGACUUUGCCACACCUCCCCUCCACCUGUCACCAGCUAGAAGUCAUUCUCGCCUCCGUAUGGCCUCUUACAAGGGCACCCAAGACCACAUAACUCCAGUAGGCUAUCUGCCCAUGACCCCCGGCCGAGGGGACGACCUUAGACAGGUCAGAGCCCAGAGGAGGAAGACUGGCUCAGUGAGGACCGAGUCAGAGUGCUCGGAGGGCAGAGGGACCAUCGUGGACAUGAAAAUGGUUGAACUCACUCCUCAAACAGGUAGCCUUCACAGGGGUCGCAGCCGUAUGGACAGUGCUUACAUGUCCACCAAUGUGUCUUUGGCCUCAGACCAAUUCACAGCAGGUGUGGAGGGCAUAGACGAGGAUCAUAAUGGAUAUGUGCUGCCAACAGACACCUGCAACCGAGACAGAGGUUCCAGAAGCACUCUUCUUCAUGGCAGGAAAUCAAGAGGCUCCAGGAGUGCUCUCACACCUUUAAUACCAAAAACAGACACCACACAAGAGUAUGAGCUAAUGAGUAAACAGUCUCUUCAGUUUUCUCCUUCACCCACAGAAACCAUUGAAAGUUCAGCUGUACUGAGCAAAUCAUCUUCCACUACCUCAACUUAUUCUUGCAGUGGCAGCAUUUUACCACAGAGGCGAGACUCUGACACAACUCAACCCGAGCAGUCCAGUAAGGGCGCCACUAUCCCUGAUGGGGACAGCCAGAAGUCUGCAUCUUGUGAGGAAAGUCCGAUUCCAACAGCAGCAUCUAAUGAAGGAAACCAGUCUGAAAGGCAUCCAUCUGAGUGCAUUGCUGAAGAAGGAGGGCCCACAGAGGAGAGGCAGCCACAAGAGGCAGUAGUGGAGUAUGAAUACAUGGACAUACAUACAGAGCCUGUGCCAGAACGCCAGCAAAACACUGUAGGGGAGAGUGCAGCGAACUCAGGUGAGAGGGUAAGGAAUCCAGAGGAGCUGGAGUGUGGCAUCAGAGAAGCAGUUUACCAAAAUGUCAGUGAGCUGCCUAGGUUGAGAGCAACACUGGGUACGAGACAUCAGGGAAAUGAAGAUUCUGAUGGCUUUUUAAGGAAUAAUGAGUAUGUGGACAUGGAGGCAUCAGGGAGAACUAACUCUGAUGGAGAUCAGGCAGAGUAUCAGAACAUUCCGGUAAAGGGAAUGCCAGUUGUGGGUGAAGAGUGUCAAAGGACUGGUCUUAGAUCCUACAUGAAAGUGUGCACUGGAGUGGAGGAGCAAACCACUUCAUUUGAUAACCCAGACUACUGGCACAGUAGACUAUUCCACAAGCAGGAUGCUGUAUGCACAUAAUUACUGAAGUACAAAUGUCAGUUGACUAACACAAACAAGGUGAUGAAUGAACAAUGGAAACAGACAGGACUGGGAUACCCAGCAAUUAUCUUAGGACAGCCACGGGCCGUGCAUUUUAAGUCUAGGCCUUCAGUGUGAUUCAUGCCAUUAAGAAAACACAGUUUCACAAUGAAUAAGACACCCUAUGCCUUUGGACAUCAUAUAUUAUGUCGCAGCUAACUAGUAAUACUAAUUUACAUUUUAAAAACACAUCCACGCACGAAAGCCAGAACUUGAAAUGACACUUAAUGCUCAAGCAAGCCUAAUUUUAACUGCAGCAUGACUUUUUUGUGAAAUGAACGUCUCCCAAACAGACAUUCAAAAAUCAUAAUUUUUCUUAUGAAUCUACCAAGGAGGUCUAUAAUACCUGGGAAAAUCUAUCUAAUAAUACUUGCGAUUUAAAUGUUGCUUGCAAUAAAUUUUGUUUUGUCAGGGUACACGGUUAUGCUGCAUUCCAUUCAAGUUGGAUGUGGGAUAUUUCAACUUGAUAUCUCCGACCAUAAAUGCAUUCCAUUCCCCGAUAUUCAGAACUGCAACGCUCCCGUUAGCUUAGCAGGGGUUUGACUCUCAUUAGAGAUGUCUCCUAGCAACCCAACUGAUAAACAAUGCUGCAGCGCUAGCAUUUGUGCUACAGGUGUAUGAUUAUCAAAAGAGAUUUUAAUGUUUUAUACACCUGUUUCUGCAGGCGUUUGUUAAACAAGCUUUAAUAUCAUGUAAUGUGGAAACGAACUCAUUUAUUGAUAUUACUUAAUAAAGUGAAUGUUUAUCACUUUGUAUAUCUCCCUGAGUGUCGACAUGUUUGUGUGACAUCAUGCCCCUGCAUCUCAGCGAAAUCGGAGUUGAGAAUUUCUGCACGAGCCAACAAGUUGUAAUUCUGACUUCAAGAUGCAUUCCGUUGCACUUUUCCUAGUAGGAAGUUGUACAAUCCGACAUUCUGAGUUGAAUGUAACGCAGCGCUACUUUUCAUAACUUGAUCCAACACUGAAUUCUCAAGCAGCCUAAUUUACACUUGGAAAACUCCUGAUGUUGCUAUAACAAUGCAAAAAGCACUUACCAAUUUACUUAAAGUGAAAAUCAGUCCUCCUUUCCUGUUUAAUAAAUUAAGCAAUCACACAGUCAUGCAGAACAUCUCGUGUUUUUAAAUCCGUAAGGAUCUCUUUCUCAAUGGUGAUAGUGGCAGUAAUGACAGUCGACUCAUCAGCAAGAUCUCGUGCUCUUCACUUUCAAUUUAUGUACAUCACUUAAAGCGUGAUUGCCUCACUCAAGGCCAGCUAGAAGGCCUCGACCGGGACAUAUCCUAAAGAUCACACCCACCAAGAACAAAUAAAUAAAUCUGAUUGGCUGAUGAAUCUGACAGUCUGACUUUAGUUGCUCAUUCAUUUGCACUGUUGAGGGAUUCUGUAGAAAUUCUGAAGGCCUGACCGGGUGGAGCUCAGACUCAAAUGCUGCUUCGGGCAUGUGAUUUGUGAAACAGUUGUCGCACUUUGCUUGUAAGCAUCAAGGAAUAAAUUCUGACUUGAUACAAUUUAAAUUUUUCUCUAUUUGUUUGUAAAUUAAUUAAGAGUGGAAAGUGAUUAAAAAUACAGGCAAAAAGGUGAUUGAGAAUGAAAAGAUGAAAAAUAUUUAUUUAUUUGGCAUGUUAGGCCAGCAGAGAAGGCUUUGCUGGCCCUGAGAAUUCACCAGUGUCUCAGGACAUACUGUAUAUCUAUGCUAACAUGUGUUGGUCCAUUGCCAGUGAAGUAAAAUGCUAUAGGCUCAUUCAUUAUAGUAUAAAAUUACUUGUAUUGGCAAAGAUUGGCCUACCUCCUCUUGUUUGUCUAUGAAGUCCAACUCCUAUGAUUUUAUAAGAUAAUGAUUUUUUUUACUCAAAGAGAAACCAUUGUAUGGAAAAUGCUCUUGUAUUUUAAUUUUAUCAGUAAAUAAAAUAAUCUUUCCUAGUAUUACAGAAGGUUUACUAAAGUGGUUGUCUCUUCAAUAGUUUCAGGGACAGGUACAAAGAAAUGUAGGGGAGCAAUGCCCACCCCCUCACACAGACCUAACCAUGCUGACAUCAACCAGCAGUUCCAAAACUUUUCAGAGCACGUACAUUCUUGUCUACUAGACUACUAGAAUAAUUCUGGGGUUUUCAAACAGUCUGGGACCCCCAAGGGGCUGCAAGGGGGUUUAUAAUUAUUAUUAUUUUUAAAAAGAGUAAAAAGGUUAAUAAUGACCAAAUUUGACAAAUUAUUAAUAUUGAAUUCUGCUUUUUGAAGGCUGGUCGAAAAUCAUGAUAUUAAAUGUUAUUCACACCAACUGAAAUAAAAACAAAUCUGCAUAUAGUUUUGUACAAAUACAGAAUUUUUGUUUAUCUCUCCUUCCUUGGAAAGUACACUU